AUUGAAGGCAACUUCAAAAUCGAAUCCAAGUAAUAGAUGCAUGCCCUUGACACUUAUAGCGGAGCGUGCAGCACGAAGGCAAUUACUUGUAAUGUAGUUCACAUUUCACACUUCGACGCAGUUAGAAAUCACUUUCCCACAGAUAGGUACACCCGAACUGUUUAGAACGAACUCUGCGUUGCUUCACCAUAAAUAAUCCAUGUUCCCAGUUUCGCGAUAAAUAACGUCACCAUUUACUUUUUAAAUCAGGUCCUUGCACAUAUAAUAGACGUGGUACCUAGUUUGCUCGAACAUUUCAACACAUUUUGAAACUCAACUAAAAGAAAACUAAGGAGACCAGUCAAAGUUUGGACCCACGCAUACAAUUGAAUAAUUUCUUGCGAAAUGAUACGAAAGAGUGCUCUGGGUACAUCACAGGAAGAGUGUUUUGAACGGGUGUUGUAUCCGCGAAACAAGUUAUCGCCUGGUACGAAACCUUGCGUCGUUGGAGGAAACCCGAUAACUGAGGAGCUGGCAGUUGAACUUCGCGUAACUACUUUUGGCACGGCAUCGUGCCCACCGCGAGUAGAAUGGGUCAGGUCGCCCAUUAUAAUGAGAGCACCCGACCAGCCUUUAGCGUACGGCCUGGCAGCUCCUCGCAAUGGUACCAGGUCACUGCUUGCUGGCCUCCAAGCUCAUGUUAUCAAGUGGCUCCUGUUUGAUUCUCGACCUUUGACUAAGGAUAACAAGUCUGCCGACCCUCCAGAAACUUACUUACGGCCUUCUGAGGAGCGUCAGGAAGAAGCUCUAUGGCGUGCGUGCAGCGAAGUAAUAUGGCGCUGCGCGGGCGGCAUGACCCCUCAGCAGGCGGGUCAGCCAAAGGCAGUGGUGGCACUGCCAUCAGAUAUUACGUACGUGCAACACAGCUCGACCUACUAUCAAGAUGGAGUUACCGAAAAGCUGCACUUAUUUGAAUUCACGAAUUUGGAGGAUGUCCAGAUUUUUAUGAAGAGGUAUUUAUACUUGUUUAAAAUUGAAGAAGGAUGCGGCGCUUUGUUGUUGCUGUAUGCUGCAGUGCUGUCAAGAGGAUGUGAAAACGUUAAGAAAGACUUGGAUGGCAAACUGACGUACCUGGUGUCAUCGCACGUAGAAGGGUCGCUAAACGUUGUAACGCUGCUGCUAACCGGGCGAUCCACUCCAUAUCUUCACAACGGAGUCGUGUAUAUUGGUGACGAGGACCAUUAUGCUAUGCCGCAGUUCGGAGUAUUGUCACGUAGCCCAGUCGGUCUUCUAGUGUUUUAUGGAAAUGAAGACAAUGCUAAAAAUAACGCUAACCAGCAGUAUCCAGGAUCUAGGCUUAAGACACCAGCUAUGCCUAUUUGGGUUACAAGUUGUUCUGGACAUUAUGGCGUGAUGUUUAAUACAAAUCGUGAAUUAUUAAGAAAUUAUCAUGCAGAAAGGAGAUUUGAUGUCCAUUAUUACACUUCCGGCGGCUGCCAUGUACUGUUGAGUGUCGAUACGCGCGCUCAUGAUGACAUUGCAGGUCCAAUGCGGAAUGAUGACAUUAGCGCCACGCCUCUCGAAAAACUCAUUUAUACAAAGUGGCAAGACGCGAAAAUAAGCUGGACAGGUCCAGGCCCUCACGUCAGCGAUUCUCCAAUCUGAACAACAAGUGAAGAACCAACUUAUGCAAAAUCGUAGAAUUAGCCAUUGGAAAGUAGUUUACUAAAAUAGUUGUUCAAAUGUCAUGAGCGCCUGACU
This is a messenger RNA of Cydia strobilella, 1740 nucleotides long. RefSeq names its product inactive ubiquitin carboxyl-terminal hydrolase MINDY-4B. The coding region runs from base 385 to 1644 and encodes 419 amino acids. Gene Ontology annotation, molecular function: K48-linked deubiquitinase activity; cysteine-type deubiquitinase activity. The transcript is spliced from 11 exons. Gene Ontology annotation, biological process: protein K48-linked deubiquitination. Lineage: Eukaryota; Metazoa; Arthropoda; Insecta; Lepidoptera; Tortricidae. The record is from RefSeq and is a predicted model, not a curated record.